Messenger RNA from Procambarus clarkii (red swamp crayfish), 3065 nucleotides. RefSeq names its product transmembrane protein 181. Gene Ontology annotation, molecular function: toxic substance binding. The record is from RefSeq and is a predicted model, not a curated record. Lineage: Eukaryota; Metazoa; Arthropoda; Malacostraca; Decapoda; Cambaridae.
UCUCCUUUGAGUGUUUACAAAUGAUCAGCUGUUGAGGUGUUGUUGACGCCGCUGACUGACGCGGUCGGUGACGGAUACUUACUGAGGCGGUCGGUGACGGUGCUGACGGUCGUUGACAGAGUCUAUUGGUUUGUUAACGGGUACAGAUGGACGCUAACUGCAGUAGAUAGGUGCAUAAGAAUGCUAACUACUGUAGACAAGUGCAGACGGACGCUAUAGAUAGGCAGUGAUGGGCGCUGAAAGACUCUUGACGUGACUAGACAUGCUGACGUUUGUAGACAUUUGCCAAAGUCUAUAGAAAGGUGCAGACGGAUACUGAUUGGUAUAGAGUGGAACUGAGAGAUGCUGAUGAGUACAGACAUGAGCUGACAGAUGCAGAGAGGUGUUGACAUUCGCUGAUGGCCGCUGACGGGCAUUGACAGCUAGAAACAUUUUUCAACCUUAAACCACCAUUAUACUGUGAUGACGCCGCGUGUGUGCCGCAAGGAGGACAGAGGCUACAUCAACGGCUUCCUAAGGGAGUUUGGCCUGUCCGUUCAAAUGCGACUCUACACAAUGCACAAAAGAGAAUUUGUAAUGGUUUUCAUCGUCUUCUUUGCUACACUUGGUCUUGCUCUCUUCAUUGGGCUGGCAGGUCCAGCCAUAACAGCUACGGCAGAACAGAGAGCUUCUCAACUAACACCCAGUAUCAACCAGUCCCAGCUGACAUCUGGGCCGUUCCUUAUGAAGUCUCCGCCUUUGUCAAUGUAUGCUCAGCAACUCUGGGUUAUUGCAAAAAUCAUCAUUGAUAUAAAAGAUGAACAAUCGUUCCGUAAGGAGUUUCACCUAAGUGUUGCUAUUGAGGGUCUCACUAGAGAGCACAAGAUGGAAACUGUUCUUGCUGCCGACCAACCACACAACCGGAGUCGCAGUCUGGAGUGUGACCAGCGAGAUUGUGGAGAAGUGACAGUGAUGCACCUAGGCUACCUGCGCUACACUCACUAUGUCAUCACCGUAAAUUUUUAUGGUCUCAGUGAGAUUCAGCAGUGGUACAGCGUCCAGGAUGUUGUCUUCUAUUUUAAGACUUACAACCCAGCAUUCACCAAGUUGGAGAUCUGGUUCCGGUUCAUCUUUCUGCUUCUGACAUUUGCUGUUGCCUGUUGGUUGGCCCACAGUCUCCGAAAAUAUGCAGUGUAUGAUUGGUCCAUUGAGCAGAAAUGGAUGUCUGUGCUUCUUCCUCUACUUUUAUUAUACAAUGACCCAGUGUUCCCUAUGACAUUCUUGAUGGCUUCAUGGGUACCAGCACUAGUGGACACUGUGUUCCAGUCCACCUUCUUGUGUGCCCUCCUUCUCUUCUGGCUCUGUAUAUACCAUGGCCUCAGACAGAAUGAGCGUUCGUUUGCAUCAUUUUAUUUGCCUAAGUUGUGUAUUGUUGGAUUGUUAUGGCUGACGGUAGUUGUAAUGGCAGCACUACAAAAAUAUAAUGAACUUUGGGAUCCAUUGUACUCUGCUGCAUUAGAAACCAACCACUUCCAGAAAUUCAAGAUAUUUUUCUUCGUGACGGGGUCAUUAUAUAUGCUGUACCUUGUGUAUUUGAUUAUCACAGCUUACAGUGAGCUAAGAGCUAUGCCAUAUUUUGACUUGCGACUCAGAUUCAUGACAUUGCUGAUGUUCAUUGUGUUGUGUGUCACUAUCACCAUCACUGUCCUGAGGUUUGGGGUGGGUAUGCUGGAAGAUAACUUUGUCGCUCAGUUGUCCACGCAUUACGACUCCUCGGCACAGUUCAUGGCAUUUUAUGGACUUCUAAAUCUCUAUCUCUUCACGAUGGCAUACGUUUAUUCUCCUUCUGAAAGAGCUUUAAUGGAAACUCAUAUAAUGAAGGAUAAUCCAGCAUUCAGUAUGGUAAAUGAUUCGGAUGAGGACGUGAUUUAUGGCUCAGAUGAUGACACCAGACGCCCAUUGAAUAGAGGGUGCAGUUCACUCGGGUCAUCCGCGGUGUGGUUCGGUCCAGCCAGCCUGCAGUCUAUCCCUGUGCCCACGACAUUCGUCAGUUGGCUGCAAGUUCCUUCGUUGAUGUUCCUGGGGCUCGUCGGGCCUGUGUGGCCUUGGAUUGGCGGUUGCAGCCUGUUGUCUCAGCUUCGCGUUGUGGAACAAGCAACGACCGCCUCCCAGAAUGCUGAUACAUAGCAUGAAAACAGGCUGUUUCAUAUUUCAUCGUGGCUGGAUUUUCAUUAUUUGUCUCAUCUCCAGGUUUGUCAUAUGAAGUCAGAUUAUAUAUGAUUAUGUCUGAGUCUGUACCAAUGAUUUCUGUCCAGUUUCACACAAAAAAAAAAAGAAAUUUGGAAUGGAAGAAAUGUUGUGGUCACAUGUCUGUAGUCAAAUUCAGAUGAAGCUGAAUGAAGUCAGGCUUCAAAUGUCAAAUUUUAUUUACCAAUGCCUCAAUGUAAAAAUUAAAAUGUCUAAUUAUCAGUAUGUAUGUUCAAAAAAGUAAUAUUAUGCUCCUGGCUGUGAAGUGGCGCCAGUCAUUCAGUGGCUUGAAAAAAGUUUACAUAAUCAUUAAAUUGCACUGUAGUAUUAGUUAUUCCUGCCAUAUAAUUUUUUAACAAUGAAUUACAUCUAACUUUAAUUAUGAUAAAAGAUAUCCAACAAAUAUUUGAAAAUUGCUGAUAGUGCAUAGACUUUCAAAAAAAAAAAGAGAUUCAGCUGUUUUCCAAUUACAGUACGAGUCAAUAAAAUUUGUUGUUUCCUUGUUGAAACAUUUCUGAUCAUUAAACAUUUCCCCUCUAUUUGUUUUUAGAAGAUGACAACUAAUCCAUUAAAAUGUUUCUCUACAAGUUAUUUGUAAACAGUGUCAUGAGCCACUGUAAUCUAAGCAUGAUGAGGUCAUUAAACUUAAUGGUACAUUUGUAUUUUGUAACUAUGUGUGGCCAACAAAGCUAUGAGGUCAACAUAAUGGCUUAGCUCAUAAUUUGCACUGCAAUAAAAGUCAUUUUAAAUAAAGAUUAUCACUUCAAUGAAAAAUGUUUUAUCUAUGAAAUGAAAUUUGAGGUACUGUAUAUAUAUAAUAAUAAUAAAAAUAAUAUGUA